This is a messenger RNA of Heterobilharzia americana, 3747 nucleotides long. NCBI's taxonomy places the organism in Eukaryota, Metazoa, Platyhelminthes, Trematoda, Strigeidida, Schistosomatidae. The record is from the annotation of a GenBank genome assembly.
AUGCUUCGUCGAUCGUCUUAUGUAACCCGUGAUGCGUACAAAAACAAUAGAUCCAAUUCAAAUGAGACAAUUCCAGUGUGUGAAUCCCGUGAACGUCGUGUAAAUUCAUUGAGGCAACAGCGGCCUACAAACUCGACUCGACUUUAUUACCCGCCGUGUGAACGUCGGCGUCGUUUGCAAACAAUGAUUCGUGAGGUAUACAAUCGUGUUCGAUGCGCUAAUUCAGCAUCAAAAUGGAAUAAUGUUUCUGAACAACUGAAUUCUGCGCGUGCCGCCAAUUUUGCUGCCCGUUCCCUUUUGUAUAAUGAACCAUGGUCGAACACUACAAAUUCUACUGAUCCACCUAUAUUAGCUGAACCCGUAGAAAUCCCAAAUGUCUACAGUCAGUUUGGUAGAUUUGAAGCUCGAAUUGACGGCAAAUCUUACAGUGUGGCUGUAACUAUGAUGCCGGAAAUUGAUCCUGUACCGUCUGCUUGUAUGUGGGCGCCUGUUCAGCACAACUUUUCCGUUGAAGAUGAAACAGAACUAGCAAAUCUACCCUAUAUGGGGGAUGAACAUGCACAAGAGGAUGUAAAUUUUCUUGAAGAACUCUUGAACAACUAUGAUGGUCGAUUGCACGGAAAUUUCCCGUUCGAAUUUGAUGAAUCCCUUCUGGUACAAUUAGUCGAUGCAGUGGCUAAAUCGUGGUCAGAUAUUAUUGGACAGUGUGGUCUACCUCUAACAAAACAAACAACUGAUGCGGUGGUAGUCAGUGAAGUAGGCCGAAGCUCACUGCUGGAAAAUGAAUUAACGCCAGAUGCUAAAAACUCUGCAUCAACAUCAAAUAUCGCUAUUGCUUCAGAUGCUUCAAAUCGAUCCAUGUGUCCACGUAAUGGACGCUUAAAAAGACAUAAACCAUCAGAUGAAGAGAAUGCCGAGGAUAUACAGAUUGCGAAGAGAGGUCGUCUUACUCGUCGUCGUUCUGCACAGAUUGAAAUCACCGACGUUGAGGUAACUCGUAGCAAUGGUGUUGUAUCGCCUCCAAGUAUUAACCUUAAUAAUUCUGAUCGUCAAGAAACAGUGAAAAGUAGUGAUAAUGAAGACAAAAUAACUGUACAAGGCAAUCAGUGUGAACCAAUUAUUGUUAUAAGUCAACGAACUAGAAACUCUGUUGAUUCGCAUCAAAGUGACGCUGAUGAUAUUAAUUCAUCACCUGAGACUAGGCGUUUAAGCAGUACUGGGAUUCCGGAAGGAGUGUUCUCUGCCAUAGCUGGAACAUUCGGCUCUUCAGAGGAUUCUAAUAAACUGAAACUACGGUAUGUGGAAUUGAAAGAACGUGGAAAUAACUCCCAGCUAAACGAAGAAGCGCUUACAUGCUGUCCAAAUUUAGACAAUCCUGUUGAGGUGUUGAAUGCUAUUAAUAGUGGUCGUCAUCAAAUCCCGACAAGAGCUGAAGCUUUGCAUUCCUUUCGGACAUUAUUUUGUCGAAGAUGCUUCAAGUAUGAUUGUGCUUUGCAUCCGUACAAGUCAACUCCAUCCAUGUGGAGUCACCGUUGGCCUAUUACUUCAUCAACUAAUGUGGAAUCAGAUGCCCCGUAUUGUGGCCACUGGUGUGUUCGUCAAUUCACUGACAAACAACAGUUGACUAAUCAUGUUGCUACAGGUGAAUGGAGUCCUGUGGAGAUUUGUUUAUUUCGAAUUCUUGCACCAAUGUGUAUACCAUAUGGUCAUUCAUCAUAUCAUUUAUACAAUUGGUGUUGUACAUUAUCCAGUUUAAUUGGGACGAAAAAGUGUUCUGAGGUGCUUAGCUAUUCAACUACACAGAAUCUCUCAACUCUUCUACUGCCAGAUUCUGGACAAUUAAGCCAAUUACGUGUACCCGGUACUGGCGUAGAAUGGGUUCGACGAUCAGCCAGCACAGCAUCAUUGAAUGAUGCUGGGGAUUGUGCUGGGUCGGGAUCGUGCAGUGGUAGUGUUCAAGACAAUGGAGAGUUUGGCGAAGACUGUACUAAUGAAUCAGCUAGUUAUAGUUUACUAUCAUCAUAUCGUCGAAAACGAUCAAGACGACGUCGUCUGAAUAAGAGUAUGCUGUUAGGACUUCCAAGCCGCCGGCUGGAAGAUGAUGAAGAGUCGCAAGCGAACGGUUCUCAGCAGAAUGGUUCAAAUAGGAAUGGAAAUGGUCUGGUGCCAAGUGGUUCCUUUGCACAUCAUUAUCAUCCUUGUGACCAUCCUGGUCAACGAUGUGAUGAUAUGUGCUCGUGUCGGAAAGCUGGGACAUUCUGUGAAAAGUUUUGUCAAUGCCCUCCAGACUGUCCAAAUAGAUUUUUAGGCUGUCGUUGUCGAGGCCAAGAAUGUGAUCCAGAUCUUUGCUUAUCCUGUGGUGCGCAUGCAUCAUUUCGAUCGUUGUCAUCAGGAAAUUCUAUGGAAUUACUCUCCCUGCUACAGACUACUGUACCACCAAUAACUGGAACGUGUCGUAAUGUAGCUAUCCAACGUGGCUCGCGUAAACAUCUUUUAAUGGCGCCUUCUGAUGUGGCUGGUUGGGGUAUAUUUAUCAAAGAUGGUGCAGAGAGGAAUGAAUUUAUCUACGAGUAUUGCGGUGAGAUAAUCAGUCAAGAUGAGGCGGAUCGACGAGGCAAAAUUUAUGAUAGAACAAUGAGCAGUUUUCUGUUCAACCUUAAUCGUGAUUUCGUUGUGGAUGCAACUCGAAAAGGCAAUAAAAUUCGAUUUGCAAACCAUUCAGUCAAUCCAAACUGUUAUGCAAAGAAUGAAAGUAUUGCUUCUUCAGUCAGAAUGGAGAAACCUGAUUGUCUAGAUUGCCUUUUAGAAGAUUGUGUCUUAUUCGCACUGGCAAACACUUGUACAAGUCUACUGUCUGGAUGCAUCAUCUUCGCCACACUUGGCUAUAUGGCGCAUACAUCGAAUAUACCGUUGAAUUUAAUCGCUGAAUCUGGUCCAGGAUUGGGAUUUGUCGUCUAUCCAAAAGCGAUAGGCACAAUGCCGGGCAGUCCGUUCUGGUCAAUCUGUUUUUUUACUAUGAUCAUUCUACUCGGUAUUGACAGUAUGUUUGGUGGUGUCGAAGGGUUUGUAACAGCUGCUGCAGACUAUUUUCCGCAUGCAUUGGCGAAUACUUGGAUUCGUUGUGGAUUUGUUGGUUGUGUCUGCUUGGCGUCAUACUUGGUUGGGCUGUUGAUGGUCACUAAUGGUGGAAUGUAUGUGUUUCAAUUAUUCGAUUACUAUAGCGGUAGUCGUAUCAUAUUAAUUGUGGGAUUGCUAGAAUCUGCUGUGAUUGGAUAUAUUUAUGGUUUCAGACGUAUUUCAAACGAUAUGAAGACGAUGUUUGGAUUUUCAUUAAAGUGGACGACAUUCAUACUCUGGUGUUUAGUUACACCGUUAUUCACUCUUAUACUUUUCAUUAUCAGUGUUAUUGUUUAUGAAGAACUGACGUAUAAGCGGGCUUCUGCUAGCGGAGUAUAUCACUUCCCUGGAUGGUCAGUGAAACUUGGUUGGUUCAUGGCUAGCUCCAGUUUAUUUCUAAUACCAUUUGUAAUGAUUGUGAAAAUUGUCAGGACGCCUGGAACUUUUAUACAACGGGUGAGAACACUGUGCAUACCAGCUAUUGAAAACCGCGAGAUAACUGCUAACCUCACAAAAUCCAGUGAACUCACUUCAACAGGUUUUCUAUACCAUUCAACUGAUCCAAUACAGGGUGACUCACCAUCCUCAAUAUUCACUGAAAAAUCUUCACCAUGCUCAUCAAAUUUGUAA